Suillus fuscotomentosus is the source of this 1530-nucleotide messenger RNA. RefSeq lists its product as uncharacterized. Gene Ontology annotation, cellular component: proteasome regulatory particle, lid subcomplex; nucleus; cytosol. The transcript has 7 exons. Gene Ontology annotation, molecular function: structural molecule activity. NCBI's taxonomy places the organism in Eukaryota, Fungi, Basidiomycota, Agaricomycetes, Boletales, Suillaceae. The record is from RefSeq and is a predicted model, not a curated record. Gene Ontology annotation, biological process: ubiquitin-dependent protein catabolic process. The coding region runs from base 99 to 1280 and encodes 393 amino acids.
ACAGAACGUACGCGUCACGCCUAUUUCACCGCAACACUCAAUUCUCAUAAAUUACAAGGACAUUAACCACAGGCCACAUUGCUUGUAGUGAGGAAACCAUGCCGUCAUCUACAUCAGUACCAGUAGAGCUACCCAAACCUCCGAAACUGGAUCUGGAUAAGUUCGUUGCGACCGCCCUGUCAGCUACGCCAGCGGAACUCCAUCCAUUUUUUGAAUCUUUCGGCAAACUCCACACGAGAAAACUAUGGCACCAACUGACGCUCAAGCUAUAUGAGUUUUUUGACCACCCGUUGUCACGACCCUUCCGUGUGAACGUGUUUGAGCAAUUCGUGCGCGACUUUGAGUCCAAACUGAACCAACUCAAACUCGUGGAGAUGGGAACUAAAGUAUCGAAGGAGAUCGACAACCCGCAAAGCCAGCUUCUGUUCCUCAACUCCUUACUUUCACGGAUUGAUGCCGAAACAUCACAGGAGGCAUACGUGCUGCUGCUUGCGAAUAUUGCAUAUGCAAAGCUGGUGUACGGUGAUUUAGAGGGUACCAAGACGGAUAUGGAUACUGCCUGGAAAACACUCGAUCGACUGGAAGGGGUCGACACUGCCGUCAAUGCUUCGUAUUACAAAGUUGCCGCUGACUAUUAUAAGGCCAAAGCAGAAUAUGCGCCGUAUUAUAAACAUUCGCUGCUGUAUCUGGCAUGUGUCGAUGUAGCAACAGAUCUUACUUCAGAAGAACGUUUGCUGCGCGCGCACGACCUUGGCAUUUCGGCAUUCCUCGGCGACACUAUCUAUAAUUUUGGGGAGCUGUUGAUGCACCCAAUACUCGACGCGCUGGACAACACGCAGUAUGAUUGGAUCAAGAAGCUGUUGUUCACAUUCAACGAAGGCAACAUUGGCAAAUUCGAAGCAUUGGCACCACUAUUCCCGCAGGAGCCGAUUCUGGAAGAGAACUACCCCUUCCUUCGACAGAAGAUAUGUUUGAUGGCGCUGAUCGAAUCAGUGUUCAAACGGAACGCGAAUGACCGAACGAUGUCUUUCCAGACUAUCGCCGAGGAGACGCGACUUCCAGUAGACGAAGUGGAACACCUCAUCAUGAAAGCACUGAGCCUCAAGUUGAUUCGAGGUUCCUUGGACCAGGUGGAUCAAAAAGCGCGUAUCACGUGGGUCCAGCCUCGUGUUCUGUCGCGCGCACAAAUAGGCGAGCUCACGACACGGCUUGGAGCGUGGAUAGAUAAGUUGGGGAGUGUGGAGCAGAGGAUGGCACCACAUGUGUCUGCGGCGGCAUGAGUAUAUUCACCAUGCCUGUAAGGUAGAAAUGAGUGCCAAGGAGAUUAUCCCGGAGCAAGAAUGAUCGAUGUGACAUGCUGCAUGCAUUCAUUCAUUGUAUGAAUUUUUAGAAGGAACACGUUUACGGUUCCGGAUCAGAUACGAAGGUUAUAACGGUGGUUUGCGAGCACGUUGAGGCACGAUGCAGAUUGUUCAUGACAUAGAGGGAACUGAUGAGUGGGAUAUGGAAUUGAUAUGAGUAUGUUUGAAC